Zychaea mexicana is the source of this 930-nucleotide messenger RNA. RefSeq lists its product as uncharacterized. The transcript is spliced from 6 exons. NCBI's taxonomy places the organism in Eukaryota, Fungi, Mucoromycota, Mucoromycetes, Mucorales, Lichtheimiaceae. The record is from RefSeq and is a predicted model, not a curated record. The coding region runs from base 119 to 823 and encodes 234 amino acids. Gene Ontology annotation, molecular function: diphthine-ammonia ligase activity. Gene Ontology annotation, biological process: protein histidyl modification to diphthamide.
CUCGUAAGGUAAAAAGGAAAACAGUUUGUUCAAAACUUGUAGCCGUUAGUUCUCGACUGUUAUAGCAAAAAUACUGAUCGAGAAUGAACGCAGUGGUGGAAAGGACAGCUGCUACAAUAUGAUGCAGUGUGUAGCUCAUGGGCACGAAAUCGUUGCCCUGGCGAAUCUCAAGCCGCCUACCUCGACCGGCAAAGACGAGCUGGACAGUUACAUGUACCAGACCGUUGGUCAUGACGCGAUUCACUUCUAUGCCGAGUGUAUGAGCUUGCCUCUAUACCGACGAGAAAUUCAAGGCACGCCGAUUCACCAGGAAUACGAAUACGUUGCUACUCCCAAAGAUGAAACAGAAGAUCUCCACCUGCUUUUGCAAGAUAUAUUGAAAGAUCAUCCUGAUGUCCAAGGCGUCUCGGUGGGGGCCAUCUUGUCAAACUAUCAACGUAUCCGAGUCGAGCAUGUGUGUGAUCGCUUAGGGCUCAAAUCACUUGCUUAUCUCUGGGAACGAGACCAGAAGGAACUAUUGGCUGAAAUGGCCGAUGCGGGUGUACAAGCCAUUUUAGUCAAGGUGGCAGCAAUGGGCUUAAAGCCGAUUCAUCUCGGCAAGACCAUCGGUGAAAUGUACCCUUACCUUUGUGAGCUGAACGAGAAAUAUGAAUCGCAUAUUUGUGGCGAAGGUGGCGAAUACGAAACAUUUACACUAGACUGUCCGCUUUUCAGAAAACGAAUAGUUGUUGAGGAGACUGAGACUGUUGUUCAUUCGGAUGAUGCGUUUGCACCCGUGGCAUAUCUGAAAUUCAAGCGCUGUGCUAUCGCCGACAAGGAGUAAGCUUAAACAAUAGCUUAUAUUUUCAUAUAAAUGUAUGAUGUUGAUACGGUAGUUGUUGUCAUGUGUGUAGUGAUGUAUAUAUAUAUAUAUAUUUACAAAAUAUUGGA